Linepithema humile (Argentine ant) is the source of this 2133-nucleotide messenger RNA. RefSeq lists its product as uncharacterized. NCBI's taxonomy places the organism in Eukaryota, Metazoa, Arthropoda, Insecta, Hymenoptera, Formicidae. The record is from RefSeq and is a predicted model, not a curated record.
AUGGCAAAUUUACAAAAGCUCAGAGCAAAAAGGACGAACAUAAAAGGACAGAUCACGCAAUUUGUAAAUUUUGUCAGAGAUCACGCAGAAGAACGUAAAGAACAGUUACCAGACAGGAUAAAAAGAGCAGAAGAUUUGUAUAACACAUACAACGAGGUUCAAUCACAGAUCGCAGAGACAAAAAUAGAAGCCAUGUUAACAAAGGAUCCACCAGCUACAUCGGAAGAAAAACAAGCAUUAGAAGCAGAAAUAGUACGCGAGCAGCAGUCAGUAGAAGAAACCUACUUAAAAUACAUAGCGAUAGCCAGAAAACUGUUAGAACCCGAGCCGGUAAAUCAUGUAGAACACGUAAUGUAUCCGCAAGAACAGGUUAUACAUACAUUAGAAACAACAGAAGAAAAUUACGAAAUAGCAUGGCGGCUUAUAACAGAAAGAUACGAAAACACAAAGUUAAUUAUUAAUACGCAUAUUAAAGAACUUUUUGAUUUACCCGUAGUAACUAAAGGCAGUCAUGUAGCAUUAAGGUCAUUCAUAGACUCGGUUCGUACACACGUUCGCGCACUAGAGGCUUUAAAACAACCGAUUGCACAUUGGGAUACUAUUCUCAUUUAUUUAUUAAGCGACAAAUUAGACUAUAUAACUAGACGCGAUUGGGAAUUAGAAGUAAGUAAGAAAGAACAAAAUAACAUGCCUUCAUUAGAAGCCUUAUUAGAUUUUUUAACAAACAGAGCGCAUACUUUAGAGUUAGUAGAAGGAUCUAAAGGUAAAACAGACAAUGCGAAGUCUACUGGGAAAAAGAUAGGCAAAAGCGUUUACGUUGCAGCGUUAGCACAAUCAGCAUGUGUUUACUGCGAAAGCUCUCAUCAUAUUGCAAAAUGCGAAAAGUUUCAGGAAUUAUCGGCUUCCAAGAAAUGGGAAGAAGUUAAGAAGCGACAGCUCUGCCUUAAUUGUCUACGCAAGGGACAUUACGUACAAGCCUGCACAGCUUCAGCAUGUAAGAUAUGUUCCAAAAAACAUAACACUAUGUUGCAUUCGGAUAAAGAAAAACAGAAUAAAAACAAGAACACAUUAAGCAAAUCAAAAACAGUAAUGACUAGUACAACAGAAUCUGGCAAUAUAGAUUUAAUAAGUGAAUCAAAACAGAGCGCCGAUUCAUCACAAGGGAGCAAGGAUACAGCAGUAGUAGUACACACAACACGACAAGCAGAGUCUAUUGUCUUUAUAGCAACCGCAAAAAUAUACGUAAUAAAUGAAGAAGGUCAAUUGAUAACAUGUAGGGCUAUACUAGAUCCAGGCUCACAAAGCAACAUUAUAACUAAGGAAAUAUCAAGAAAGCUUAAAUUAAAAAGCCAUAAAAUAACUAUACCUAUAAGCGGAAUUAAUCAAACGCAAGUUACGGCCAAGGAAUCAGUAGUCAUACGUAUCAGGUCCAUGCACAGCGAAUUCUCAGCAGAUUUGAAUUGUUUAAUAAUGCCCAAUAUAACAGAAAAGCUACCGCAGGUCAAGGUCAAUACAUGCAAUUGGAACAUUCCAGAGGAUAUAGAGUUGGCUGAUCCAGAAUUUAAUUUGCCAGCACAAAUAGACAUACUCAUAGGCAGUAACGUUUUUUGGAAAAUAAUAUGUCCACAGCAGAAGAUAUUAUCUGAGUCACUACCAAGAUUACAAGAGACCCUGUUAGGAUGGAUCGUAGGUGGAGAACUUGUAAAUUCCAAGCACACAAAACACAAUAGGAUUUGUAAUAUAAUCGCAAUGAAUCUCAGCGAACAAUUAGAAAAGUUCUGGAGUAUGGAAGAACCACCAAUAAAAUCGGAACAAUAUUACACACCUCAAGAACAGAAGGCAGAGGAUUUCUUUAUACGCACUGUGCAAAGAGACGAUAGAGGAAGAUACAUUGUACGAUUACCUCAAGAUGAAACAGUUAAGUUAGGAGAAUCAAAAGACUUAGCAAAAAAAAGAUUCUUAGCUAUGGAAAGGAAACUGAAUCAACAAGCUACUAUGAAAGAAGAUUACAAUAGAUUCAUAAGAGAAUAUGAAGCACUAGGACAUCUGUCACUAAGCGAACAUCAGAAUCUUUCUUUGGAACAUGAACAUUACUAUUUACCACAUCAGCCUGUCAUAAAAGCAACAAGCUAA